This is a messenger RNA of Limulus polyphemus (Atlantic horseshoe crab), 1139 nucleotides long. RefSeq names its product protein FAM234A-like. NCBI's taxonomy places the organism in Eukaryota, Metazoa, Arthropoda, Merostomata, Xiphosura, Limulidae. The record is from RefSeq and is a predicted model, not a curated record. The annotation marks the transcript as partial. The transcript is spliced from 5 exons.
CGGUAUGUUGCGCAUUAUCAAACAUUUGUUCACAACUGCGCAGCGUGAAAUAGCGCGUUGGUUUAGACCGUGAAUAUAUCUGUUUAAACCAUGAAAGAAAGAUUGCCUAACUACUUUCCACUCCUUGAACAAAUUAGUGAAGACGAUGAUGAUGAUGACAUUGGCUGUUGUUCAAGUUCUGGUAAUCAGAAAUGCAGCACAAAAUCACUGGAUUUAGAGAAACCAAAGCAUGGAGAGAGGACAACAGAAGCAUCCAUUGGUCUAAUGCCUCCUUUACAGACAGAGACAGAAGUGUCACUUGGUCCAAUGUCACCCGUGCAGAAGCUUUUAUUUUUACUUUCUUUACUUCUUUGUCUGCUCUUCUUUAUUACAUUUGGUUGGUUAUUACCAUGUAAUCUUCCAGGUUUCAGUGGACAACAAAAGCAAGAAAAAGCCAAUUGGCUUGCACGUUUGAACAAUACUGAGAUUACCACAAAUCUAGAAGCUGUUGCCCUGAAAUUUGGUGGUCCUCCUUUCUUGGUGAUUUUUGGUAUGAGAAGUAAAGCUAAUAAUUCUGAUAAUGCUGGUUUAAUGGCUCUUAGCCAAAGUGAUGGCAAGACCUUAUGGUAUGUUCCACUACAUUCAAUGCCUACAAGCCUAAAGUGUAAUAUGUUAGAUAUCAACAGAGAUGGUGUCAUGGAUUGUAUCGUUCGUGGACAAAAUGGACUUUUUGUUGCUGUAAACAGUAUAAACGGGCACACAUUUUGGUACCUUCACAAUCACAAUAAUCAGCCUCCACCAGUAGGUUUGUCUGCUCCAGUAAUCAUACCAGACUGUGAUGGUGAUUUGGUUCCAGAGAUUGUUGUGGCCUAUCGUAUACAAAACGUGAAUUCUGAUAACAAUGAUUCGUCACUCACCUACAUGGCUGUUGUGUCAAGUUCGUCAGGACAGCUUCUUGGAUUGCUGCAUCAUUUAGAAGUUUGUAAUAAAAUUCCAGCUAUAGUAACUCGACAAACUGAUGAUAUAGAAAACAUUGAUAUUGUUUUCUUUUGUAGUAACGGAAGUAAUGAUGGAAAUGUGUGGGUUCUUCCAUCGAGUAGCUUGUGUAAGUCAGGAACGGUUCAUUCAGAUGCUUUAAACAGUCUUCGUUCAGUCUACGG